ACCUGGUCUAUCCGUCUAGCCCAAUAAAGAAGGGGGGAAAAUAGGGCCCCACAACAACAACAUAAACCAGAAUACUCGGCUACAUACAACUCGAUUGCCUAACCGAAGAGAUCCCCUCCACAGGCUCAGACCAUCAACACAAAACUCAAUAACCUAAAGCUACCACUUGCAUCAAAAUAACUCAGGGAACAGUGAAUAAAGAAAAGAAAAACAUCUUGUUAAAAAAGUUUCUUUCUUUUUAAUUUUUUUUUUCCUUUUAAAAGCCCUCCACAAUAUUAACACAUUGUUUUGACACGAACAACACAUCAAAUUCAAUAAAAACAAAAGAAGAAAAAGAUUAAUUGGUCAGUACCAAAAAAAAAAUGGAAUUUGUAACUGGACUCAAGAAAAAUCACUAUUGUUGUUGUUUUUAUUAUUCUGCUCCUAAUUACACUUUUUCUUUUCCCUAUUUUCCUUUUGUUUUCUUUUUAUUUUUAUUAUUCUUUCUUUUCGAUCCCUUUUGAAUUUUUUUUUCUUCUUUCUUCUAAUUCAUUGUUCUUCUUCGAUAAUAAUUCUCAUCUUUCCCUUUCUUGACUUUCACGAUAUUUCGUGUUUUUAGAGAGAGAGAGAAAAGAAAGAGAAAAAGAGAGAGAAAGAGAAGCUCUUUUGGGUUUUUUUUUUUUUGAAACCCUAAGGUUUCCUCUUUGAUUUUGGAUCUCCUUCAAUGGAGCCUGGUUCGGAAGGAGAAACUAAUCAGAUCAAAAUUCCAAAUAAAAACAAUAACAAUUCCAAUGAAGGUAACAUUAAGCCUAAACGACAGAUGAAGACUCCGUACCAACUCGAAGCUCUCGAGAAAGCCUAUGCUUUGGAGACGUAUCCAUCGGAAGCGACACGAGCGGGGUUGUCGGAGAAAUUAGGAUUAACAGAUCGGCAGUUGCAGAUGUGGUUUUGUCAUCGGAGAUUGAAAGAAAAGAAGGAAACUCCUUCAAAAACCCCUCGCAAAGGCGCCGCGUUACCGCCGGAAUCUCCAAUCGAUGAGUUACGAGCCGUGCCGGAGCCGGACUACGGGUCUGGGUCUGGUUCGGGAUCCAGUCCGUAUAUGGACUCAAGGAAGUUAGGGGGAAGCCCAUCUCGGGGCAUGAUGGAGGAUGUGCCGAUGGUGAUGAGGUAUUAUGAGUCGCAGCAGUCGAUAAUGGAGCUCAGAGCAAUUGCUUGCGUGGAGGCACAGUUGGGGGAGCCAUUGAGGGAUGAUGGGCCUAUACUGGGAAUGGAGUUUGAUUCAUUACCUCCCGAUGCAUUCGGAGCAAUUCCCGAGCCAGAUAAGAAGUCUGGACAUCCUUAUGAGAGCAAACUAUAUGAGCGACAUGAUGGCCGGUCAAGCAAAGCUGCUGCAAGGACUUUUCAUGAGUAUCAGUUUCUUCCAGAGCAUUCGAGUCUUAGAUCUGAUGCAUAUGGACAAGUUACUCAGUCUCAUUUUCAUGAAUCCCCAGCCGAUGGUGCAAGGGGUAGAGCUACAUCAUUUGUGCAUGGAGAGGAACCAUUGUCCAGGGUUCAUGGUAUCCAAGGUCAUGGUUCUCGGGUUCGUGUGUUACCUCAACAAGACAAGACAGGAAUUAUUCCUUUGUCAUCUCAAGUGGCUGAUGAUUCUCUUGCAGAAAGGGAGUCAUUUACAAAUGGCAGAAUUAAUGCUCAGUCUAUUUCCCAUUCAGUUUUGGGAUCUGAAGAUCCAUAUAUGUUGUCUGCUGGGCAAACCUUUAAUAAUGAUGCUGAUCUACGAAAUGAUAGGAAGCGCAAGAGUGAUGAAAGUAGAAUUGCAAGGGAAGUUGAAGCACAUGAGAACAGGAUUCGAAAAGAGAUUGAGAAACUAGAUAAUAAAAGGCGAAAGAGUGAAGAAAGAAUGAGGAAAGAAAUGGAAAGACAUGAACGUGAAAGAAGGAAGGAAGAAGAGAGGUUGAUGCGUGAGAAGCAGCGGGAAGAAGAGAGAUCGCAGCGUGAGCAAAGACGUGAAAUGGAAAGAAGGCAAAAGUUUUUGCAGAAAGAAUAUUUAAGAGCUGAGAAAAAGAGACAAAAGGAAGAGCUUCGCAGAGAGAAAGAGGAAGAGAGACGUAGAGUUGCUAGGGAGAAGGCAACUGCACGAAAAAUUGCUAAAGAGUCCAUGGAUCUUCUCGAAGAUGAACAGCUAGAACUCAUGGAGUUGGCUGCUGCUAGCAAGGGAAUACCCUCAAUUAUUCAUCUUGAUCACGAUAGUUUGCAAAAUCUUGAGUUAUUUAGAGAUUCUUUAAGCCUGUUUCCCCCCAAGUCUGUGCAAUUGAAAAGACCAUUUACCAUUCAACCAUGGAUCGAGUCAGAGGAGAAUGUUGGGAAUCUUCUCAUGGCAUGGAGAUUUUUGAUUACUUUUGCUGAUGUUCUCAGACUAUGGCCAUUCACUCUUGAUGAGUUUGUGCAAGGUUUUCAUGACUAUGAUUCAAGGUUGCUGGGCGAGAUUCAUGUUGCUCUUUUGAAAUCAAUAAUAAAAGACAUUGAAGAUGUUGCUAGAACACCAGCGACUGGAUUAGGGAUGAAUCAGUACUGUGCUGCCAACCCUGAGGGUGGACACCCUCAGAUUGUUGAAGGGGCAUAUUCUUGGGGUUUUGACAUCCGCAAUUGGCAGUAUCACUUAAAUCCAUUGACAUGGCCUGAAAUUUUCCGGCAAUUAGCAAUAUCUGCAGGCUUUGGACCACAGUUGAAGAAACAAACUGCUGGAUGGACGUACAUGGGUGAUAAUGAUGAGGGUAAAGGUUGUGAAGACGUAGUUUCUACUCUACGCAAUGGUUCAGCAGCUGUGAAUGCAUUUGCAGUGAUGCGAGAAAAAGGCCUGUUACUUCCAAGAAGAUCGAGGCAUCGUUUGACACCUGGAACUGUCAAAUUUGCAGCUUUUCAUGUUCUUUCACUUGAGGGAAGCAAAGGAUUAACAGUGUUAGAACUUGCAGAUAAGAUUCAGAAAUCUGGACUUCGGGAUCUCACAACUAGUAAGACACCAGAGGCUUCUAUUUCAGUUGCUUUGACAAGGGAUGCAAAGCUUUUUGAAAGAAUAGCUCCUUCAACUUAUUGCGUACGACCUGCCUAUAGGAAAGAUCCUACUGAUGCUGAGGCCAUACUUGCAGUAGCAAGGAAAAAGAUUCGUCAAUUUGAAAAUGGGUUUUUAGGUGGAGAAGAUGCUGAUGAGGUUGAAAGAGAUGAGGUGGAAAGAGAUGAGGUUGAAAGAGAUGAAGACUCUGAAUGUGAUGUUGAUGAGGAUCCUGAAGUUGAUGAUAUUGCUACUCCCUCAAUUGCAAACAAAGAUGCUGACUAUCCUAAGGUUGAAGUAAACAUUUGUUCAGGAAGUGAAAAAGUCAAUGCCUCAACUGAUGAUGCACUAAAUGUUCUGGGUGAAUUUGAUAAGGAUUUUCCAUCUUUCCCUUCAAAUACUGUGAAGGAUGCCAAUGGUCCAAGUAACACUGGAUUAUAUGUUGCUGGUGAGGAGAAUGGAGCAGGCAGUCCUGAUCAACAGAAUAUUGAAAUCGAUGAAAGUAAGUCUGGUGAGUCAUGGAUUCAGGGUCUUUCAGAAGGUGAAUAUUCUUAUCUUAGCGUUGAGGAGCGCCUAAAUGCCCUUGUUGCCUUAAUUGGUAUUGCAAAUGAAGGGAACUCUAUCCGCGCUGUGCUGGAGGAUCGUUUGGAAGCAGCAAAUGCUCUUAAAAAGCAGAUGUGGGCUGAGGCUCAGCUGGAUAAAAGUCGUCUGAAGGAAGAAACCAUUAUUAAAAUGGAUUUUCCAUCUGUGAUGGGAAUCAAGGCUGAAGCUCAACUGCCUAAUUCUGCCGUGGAGGGCAGCCAAAGCCCAUUUCCUGCUGCCGAUAAUAAAAAUGAUGAGGCAUCUCCAAGCAUUCCAGAAGACCAAAAACCCUUUCUAUGCUCACAAACUGUUCAGAAUGACGUCAAUAGUUAUCCUGCUGAAAGGGCCUUGGUACUUCAAGAGGCCUCCAUGGGUCCAGAUAACUUCUCUGGUCAGCAGCAUGGAUAUGCUUCCAAAAGAUCACGCUCACAGUUAAAAUCAUACAUUGCCCACAGAGCGGAAGAGAUGUAUGUAUACAGGUCCUUACCUCUUGGCCAAGAUCGUAGACGCAAUAGAUACUGGCAGUUUGUUGCUUCUGCUUCUAAAAAUGAUCCUUGUUCUGGCUGGAUAUUUGUUGAAUUACGUGAUGGAAAUUGGAGGCUGAUUGAUUCUGAAGAGGCCUUCGAUGCUCUUUUGGCAUCUUUGGAUGCACGAGGCAUCAGGGAAUCCCAUUUACGGAUAAUGUUGCAAAAGAUUGAAUCUUCCUUCAAAGAAAAUGUUCGCAGGAACUUGCAGUGUGCCAGAGGAAGUGGAAGCUCCACUGAAAAUGAAGCUUCUGAAAUAGAUUCUAGCACUGACUUUCCUGCCAGUUUUGACAGUCCUUGUAAUGCAAGUUGUAGAUUGAACUCUGAUGCAUUAGAGAUAUUACCUUCUUUCAAAAUUCAGCUUGGGAUAAGCGAAAAUGGGAAAAAGUCAGCCUUGAAAAGAUACCAAGAUUUCCAGAGGUGGAUGUGGAAAGAAUGUUAUAAUUCCUCAACUUUGUGUGCCUUGAAAUAUGGGAAGAAGAGAUGUGUGCAGCUGUUGGUUGUUUGUGAUAUGUGCCUUGGCUCUCAUAUCCCAGAGGAGAUGCACUGUGGGUACUGCCACCAGACAUUUGGCUCCAUUAACAAUAGUUUUAAUUUCUCAGAACAUGAGAUUCAGUGCAAAGAAAACAGGAAGUUAGACACCAAGGAUACACAUACUCUUGAUUCUUCUCUUCCCUUGGGAAUCAGUUUGCUAAAGUCCUUGUUUGCUGUAGUUGAGGUAUCUGUUCCACCAGAAGCCCUUGAAUCAAUUUGGACAGAAGGCCAUCGAAAGAUUUGGGGCAGGAAGCUGCAUGCUACUUCUUCCACAGAUGAACUCCUAAAGUUGUUGACUCACCUUGAGAGUGCCAUAAAGAGAGAUUAUUUAUCAUCUAACUUUGAGACAACGAGGGAAUUAUUGGGUUCUAGUCUUCAGUCAGAGAGUGAUUUUACUGAUUCUGUGCUUCCAUGGAUACCCCAAACUACUGCAGCUGUAGCUUUAAGGCUUUUGGAGCUUGAUACGUGCAUCAUGUACGUAAAGCAGGAGAAAGUUGAACCUGCUGAGAACAGGGAAGCUAGAGCAUUUAUAAAGCUUCCGUCGAGAGCCUCUCUUUUCAUCAAGAAUAAAGAGCUUGAAUUAAAAGAACUAGACCCAGAUGAGCCUAUGAGAGAAGAGAACUUUGCUGACCUGAGUAACACUAGGCGCAACAACUAUAAACGGGGAAGAAGGGGUCGUGAACAAGGAUCUGGUAGAAAAUGGCAGAGGAGAGGUUCUGGUUUUAAAUAUGAUACUGGCAAGCAAAUUGCUAGAGAAACCAAUAAUUUAAGUCUCCACCUCAAACAACAGGUUCAAAGAACAAAUGGUCGAAGUUCUGGACGUGGCCGUCGAACAGUUAGAAAGAGAGCAGAAAGGAGAGCUGCGGAUAAUACUCAGGCAGCUCGUAUGGCUGAUGUGGUUAAACCCAAGGCCAGUGCUGUAUCUGUAAGAGACUUGGAUGAAGAUUGGAGGGCUGAAAAAUUCAGGAUGAUGCAAAUGGUAAAACCUCCUGAUAGUAACAGUGUGGAAGAGGGGUCUGAUGAUAAUGCCCAAGGUGAGGGAUAUGAGCAAGGUAACUGGGAGCUGGAUUUUAAUGGUGCCUCUAGUGGGUGGAAUGGAGAACCAAUGGAAGCUAGUGAUGAAGAUGAUGAUGCUUAUGAAGAUGAUAAUGGCGAUGAACAGCUGGGAGAAGAAGAAGAUUCGGAUGGAGAUUUGGAGAUGAGUGAUGCAUCAGACGAAGUAGCGAAGAAAACUAGAAAUGGCGAUGGCUCGGACUCGGCAGUUUCUGAAGGUUAUAGCGAUUAAACUGUUGCAUUCGAAAAAAAAAUUCGGUGAUGCAUGAGCUGCGUUGUUUUUAAACUUGCAGCUUCAAAGGCGAGUGAAUGAGGGCAGGGGGAACAAAAUUAGCAGCUCGGCCCCUUCUCUCUAGACCGUGAGGGCUAAGUAAUUAUAGAAAACUAGAGAUUAAUGCAGAUUUGAAAUGCAAGUGAUUACAAAAGGUUGCUGACAUGAGAGCAUUCUUUUCAGGAAUCAAUGGUUCGUCACUUCGUUGUAUAGUAGGAAUUUAUUAAUAAAGUUUUAAGUGAUUUAUAUUUAUCUACCAUAAAUGAUUCCGCUGGUCCACAUCGGAGGAAGCAUAACAAUUAAAUGAUGAUUUCUAGGUUUAAGUUAGCAACUAAGAUUAAGAAAUUAAUGGACCAUCACCUUCCCCAGUUUAAACCAUCUUUUGGAAUUUGUGAGAAUUGGAUGACUUGAACAAGGAUUUGCAUCACUCAAAAAAAUAUAUAGUAACAGCAAACAGUAUGGUACUUGUUUAUAAGGUACAAAAUUGUUCUACAUCACAACUUGGAUUUCUCUGCAGUGCUAAUAGACAUUUUAUUCUGGAUGGCAAAUGCGUUACAUAACGAAUAACGCAGCUUUGAACAUAAGGGAAAGAG
Durio zibethinus is the source of this 6582-nucleotide messenger RNA. Its product is annotated as homeobox-DDT domain protein RLT1-like. Gene Ontology annotation, molecular function: DNA binding. The record is from RefSeq and is a predicted model, not a curated record. Gene Ontology annotation, biological process: regulation of transcription by RNA polymerase II. NCBI's taxonomy places the organism in Eukaryota, Viridiplantae, Streptophyta, Magnoliopsida, Malvales, Malvaceae.